This is a messenger RNA of Salvia miltiorrhiza (redroot sage), 1548 nucleotides long. Its product is annotated as GABA transporter 1-like. The record is from RefSeq and is a predicted model, not a curated record. The coding region runs from base 122 to 1429 and encodes 435 amino acids. The transcript has 7 exons. Gene Ontology annotation, cellular component: plasma membrane. NCBI's taxonomy places the organism in Eukaryota, Viridiplantae, Streptophyta, Magnoliopsida, Lamiales, Lamiaceae.
CACUAAAUCUUUUUGUCUCAAAGUUGACUUGUCGUAGUAGUCGAGUAAAAAAUAGUGUUGGAAUUUGUUCUGUACAUAUGAUUCUGAGAAAGCACAAGUGAGCUACUGCUUGUCUUCCUUAAUGGCAGAGAACAUUGCGAAAGAUGAAGCUGCAGAAGAAGUGGAAAUAUCUAAAGGCAGCUGGGCGCACGCCGCCUUCCACGUUGCCACCACCAUCGCCACCCCCGCCGCAUACGCUCCGCUCCCCUUCGCCGUCGCAUCUCUCGGCUGGCCGCUCGGGGUGAGCAGUUUAGUUGGAGGGACUCUCUGCACAUGGUAUUCAAGUCUACUCAUUGCUUCCCUUUGGAGAUGGGAUGGCAACAAACACACCACCUAUCGACAUCUUGCCAAAAGCAUUUAUGGAUCUUGGGGUUACUGGUCUAUUGCAUUUUUUCAGCAGGUGGCUUCUCUUGGAAACAACAUUGCCAUUCAAAUUGCUGCAGGAAGCAGCCUCAAGGCGGUAUACAAACACUAUGAUCCAGAUGGUGGCAUGACGCUGCAGCAUUUCAUCAUCUUCUUCGGGGCAUUCGAGCUUGCUCUCUCCCAGUUCCCAGACAUUCACUCACUCAGAUGGCUCAAUGCACUCUGCACUCUAAGCACCAUUGGCUUUGCCAGCACGGUCAUUGGGGUGACCGUGUAUAGUGGGAAGAAGGCAGACCGGAGCAUGAUCACGUAUAGUUUGCAAGGCAGCUCAUCGGAUAAGGUGUUUAGGCUCUUCAAUGCUCUAGGAGCAAUCGCCUUCUCGUUUGGAGAUGCAAUGCUCCCAGAAAUACAAAGCACGGUGAGGAACCCGGUGAAGACGAAUAUGUAUAAAGGUAUAUCAUCGGCAUACUCUAUCAUUGCUGUGACCUACUGGCAGAUUGCAUUUCUGGGCUUUUGGGCGUUUGGUGCAGAUGUUGAGCCUUAUAUUGUAGCUUCUCUCACGACGCCUAAGUGGACAGUCGUCGUGGCCAAUCUCUUUGCAGUCGUUCAAAUAUUGGGAUGCUUUCAGAUUUACUGCAGGCCAACAUAUGCAUAUUUUGAAGGGAGGGUGGCAUCUAGGAAGCCUAAGGCUAAGAAUAGCAAUCUCCGUGACUAUCUUUAUCGCCUUGUUUACACCUCUGCAUACAUUGCUCUCAUAACCCUUGUUUCCUCAGCCAUGCCCUUUUUUGGGGAUUUCGUUUCUAUAUGCGGAGCUGUUGGUUUUACACCGUUGGAUUUCGUCUUCCCCGUUGUAGCUUACAUGAAGGCUGGUAAGAUGCCGAGGAGCAGGAAACUUCGCCUCCCAUUGAUGCUCUUCAACACUGCUAUUGCUGCCUGGUUUUCAAUAGUUGCAGUGCUGGGUUGCGUAGGGGCAGUCAGAUUCAUCAUCCAAGAUACUAAGACAUACAGCUUCUUCCAUGAUAUGUGAUAACACACUUAGCAUGCACAGCUUAGUUUGUAGAUGGAUUUAUCAAUAGAAUUGUAUUGCCCAAGUUAUAUCUUCUUCGUGAUUCAGAUUUAUUGAUUAAGUUUCUUAUCUUCAUCUAA